Molecule: messenger RNA, 1663 nt
Organism: Tribolium madens (black flour beetle)
Lineage: Eukaryota; Metazoa; Arthropoda; Insecta; Coleoptera; Tenebrionidae
Product: 4-hydroxybutyrate coenzyme A transferase
Exons: 7
Coding region: 161-1579 (472 amino acids)
Biological process (GO): acetate metabolic process
Cellular component (GO): mitochondrion
Molecular function (GO): acetate CoA-transferase activity
Source: RefSeq, a predicted model, not a curated record
AAAAGAAAAGCACCACAUAUAGUUGUCAAACAUUGGCAAACACAUAAAAAAUCAGUCUUAUUUUUCAUUCAUUCGGUUUCAAACACACGAAUUUGCCUUGAAAAGGGAGGGUCAGUUUUUGAAAGUGUAUUUAAAGGAUUUUAGAAGAAAAUUGUGAGUGAUGGCUGCUACAGUUAAAAGUGUUGCAAAUAGAUUUUCCAUCUUAUCGAAUUUGAAAAGGCUGACCCCAAGAACGUACUAUACUUACACCAAUGAACCUGCACAACCUAUUAAGGGGAAAGAACCCAAAUGGACCUCCUUAGAAAAUGCAUUUGAAACUUUAAAAUCAGGGGACACCGUUUUUGUACAAGGGGCCGCCGCAACCCCCAUUGAUUUAGUUACUGCAAUGACCGAAUAUGGAAAAUCGAAGAAACUCAAAAAUGUUACGGUGUGUCAUAUGCACACUGAAGGUCCUGCUGCUUACUGCGACCCUUCCUGUGAAGGCAUUUUCAGAUCGUUCUCAUUUUUCAUGGGAGGAAAUGUGAGGAAAGCCGUAGCUGAAGGUAGAGGUGACUGUCUACCAAUUUUCCUCUCGGAAAUUCCACUUUUAUUCUACAAGAAGAUUUUCCAGCCCGAGAUCGCGCUAAUCCAUGUUUCUCCACCUGAUGAUCAUGGUUAUUGCAGUUUGGGCACUAGUGUUGAUUGUGUCAGAGCAGCCAUGACAAACUCCAAGAUGAUAAUCGCUCAGGUAAAUCCGAAAAUGCCUCGAACAUUCGGUGAUGGUAUAAUCCAUAUAAGUCACAUUGACGUUGCUGUGAAAGUCGAUUCUCCUUUACCACAACACGGCGGCCGCCCACCAACUGAAGUUGAAUCGAAAAUCGGCAAUUUGAUUGCUGAGAAUUUGGUCACAGAUGGGGCCACUUUACAAAUGGGUAUUGGUAACAUUCCCGAUGCUGUUCUCGCAGCCCUAACGAACCACAAAGAUCUCGGCAUUCAUUCUGAAAUGUUUGCCGGGGGUGUGGUUGAUCUCGUCGAAAAGGGCUGCGUCACAAAUAAUAAAAAAUCGAUGCAUAAGGGACGCAUUGUCGGAUCGUUCUUGAUCGGCACACAGAAAUUGUACGAUUUCGUCGACAACAACCCCUUCAUAGAAAUGUUGGCCAUUGAUUACGUCAACAAUACAAAGAUUGUUGCGCAACAGCCUAGGAUGACUGCGAUCAAUUCUUGCAUCGAAGUUGAUUUAACAGGACAGAUCGUGUCUGAUUCGAUCGGAAUACGGAUGUAUUCCGGUUUCGGAGGCCAAGUGGAUUUCAUCAGAGGCGCCGCUGAGAGUGUAGACGGUUUGGGGAAACCAAUUAUUGCCUUACCUUCCACGACAAACAAGGGCGAGAGCAAAAUUUCGCCUUUAAUUAAACAAGGUGCCGGUGUGGUGACCACCAGGGCGCACGUCCAUUACGUCGUGACCGAACACGGCAUUGCCUACUUGUUCGGGAAAUCUCUCCGACAGAGGGCGCACGCUCUCAUCAAUAUCGCUCAUCCCAACCACCGGGAGGCCCUCGAAAAAUCCGCCUUCGAGCGCCUCAAAGUAAUGCCCAGCGCUUAAAUAAUUUUUUUUCACAAUUAUUUUUUACCCGCAAAACAAUAAGUUACAAAAGCUAUAAACCAUAAUAAAUUUUUAUUAAAAUCA